Penicillium oxalicum is the source of this 1890-nucleotide messenger RNA. RefSeq lists its product as uncharacterized. Gene Ontology annotation, cellular component: membrane. NCBI's taxonomy places the organism in Eukaryota, Fungi, Ascomycota, Eurotiomycetes, Eurotiales, Aspergillaceae. The record is from RefSeq and is a predicted model, not a curated record. Bases 1 to 1890 code for a protein of 629 amino acids. The transcript is spliced from 6 exons. Gene Ontology annotation, molecular function: myo-inositol:proton symporter activity. Gene Ontology annotation, biological process: transmembrane transport.
AUGGCUACUGAACUUGACCGUGAUGCCAUCUCCCGUAUGACCGAAAAUGUCACCGGGGAGAUCAAAAACCCUCUGGAGGGUCUACCUCGGGAGGUGCUCAUGGCCAACGUGGAGGCCUACGCCAGCGAACAUGACUUGACCGACAUCCUGCCCCUGCUCAAGAAAGGGGCUUUAAUCGGUCAAAAGCCAAGCGAGGUGCAUGGCAUCCCCGAGAUCAGCCAGGAAGAGGGACAAGUCCUCUGCGAAGAGGUCACCCGCCGCUGGCAUCAUCCACGGGCGAUGUACUACCUCGUCAUCCUCAACUCGAUCUCAGCCGCUAUUCAGGGCUGGGAUCAGAUCGGAUCCAACGGGGCGAAUUUGACCUUCGACAAGCAAUUCGGCAUUCCUACCGAUCCCAAGGACUGUCUCGAUCAUGCGACUUGCACUCGCAACCAGUGGAUCGUAGGAUUCGUCAAUGCGGUGCCCUACAUCACGAUCUGUCUCUUGGCUUGCUGGAUUGCUGACCCCCUCAACCACCGCAUCGGUCGAAAGGGAACCAUCUUCUUGGGAGCUCUCUUCAGUUUAGCGGCCCCGAUUCUCCAGGCUUUGUCUCAAAAUUGGGGUCAAAUCACGGGUGCUCGUGUGCUCCUUGGGAUCGGCAUGGGUAUCAAGGAAGUCACUGUCCCAGUCUAUUCCGCCGAGAGUGUGCCAACCAACAUUCGAGGAGGUUUGGUUAUGGGAUGGCAGAUCUGGACAGCCUUCGGCAUUUUCAUGGGCACACUCGCCAACCUCGCUGUGGCCAAUAUUGGCAAUAUUGCCUGGCGUCUGCAGCUUGGUUCUGCCUUUAUCCCUGCUGUUCCCUUGGUUGUUGGCAUUUGGUUUUGCCCAGAGUCCCCCCGGUGGUUGAUGACCAAAGGCAAACAUCGCCAGGCAUUUGAAUCUCUGGUCCGGCUCCGCAACACUCGGUUGCAGGCGGCUCGGGACCUGUACAUGAUUCAUGCCACGAUGGUAGAGGAACGGAAGAUGCUGGCGGCAUCCGGAUUCGCGAAGUCUAACAACGUAUUUGUUCGAUUCGUUGAGCUCUUCACUGUCCCUCGGCUGCGGCGUGCUGUGCAAGCCUCGGGUGUUGUGAUGAUUGCGCAACAGAUGUGUGGCAUUAACAUCAUCUCUUUCUACUCGUCCACUAUUUUCUCUCUCGCGGGUGCAGACAAUAUCCAUGCUCUUCUGGCAUCGUUCGGCUUUGGCUUAAUUAAUUUCGUUUUUGCCUGGCCGGCUGUGUGGACGAUCGAUACCUAUGGCCGACGAACACUGUUGCUUUUCACCUUCCCGAACAUGUGCUGGACUCUCCUGUGUGCAGGAUUCUGUUUCUGGAUCCGAGGUAAAACUGUCCAGCUGGCUUCGAUUGCCCUUUUCAUCUACCUCUUUGACGCGUGCUACUCGCCGGGUGAAGGUCCUGUUCCUUUCACGUACUCCGCAGAGGUAUUCCCACUCUCUCAUCGCGAGAUUGGCAUGGCUUGGGCUGUCGCCACGAACAAUUUCUGGGCGUCAAUUUUGUCGUUGACAGCCCCGUACAUGCUCCGGGCCUUCAAACCUCAAGGAGCAUUCGGUUUCUACGCCGGGUUGAAUCUCAUCGCAUUCUGCCUUAUUUUCCUUUUCAUGCCGGAGACAAAGAUGCUUUCUCUGGAAGAGCUCGAUAACGUUUUUGGCGUGCCGACCCGCACCCACGCCAAAUACCAACUCACCAAAGUCCUUCCAUGGUGGAUCCGGCGAUACAUCUUCCGUCGGAAAGAUGCCGUCUGUCCUGAGCUGUACCACCCGGCCCAAGCGAUUGAGCUGCAAGAGAAUGUGGGCCAGGAUGUUGGUAGUGUCAAAGCCGGAGCCGGUGCGAUGAGCACGGAGGUUUCUGCUUGA